Tyto alba (common barn owl) is the source of this 5151-nucleotide messenger RNA. It is a transcript of the gene AFAP1L2, whose product is annotated as actin filament associated protein 1 like 2. The transcript is spliced from 20 exons. The record is from RefSeq and is a predicted model, not a curated record. Gene Ontology annotation, biological process: inflammatory response; regulation of mitotic cell cycle; positive regulation of DNA-templated transcription. Gene Ontology annotation, cellular component: cytosol. Bases 272 to 2821 code for a protein of 849 amino acids. Gene Ontology annotation, molecular function: SH3 domain binding; SH2 domain binding. Lineage: Eukaryota; Metazoa; Chordata; Aves; Strigiformes; Tytonidae.
ACGCCGCGCGGGACAAGGCGCGGGGCCGCGCUCCCGGUCCCCGCUCUCCAUCCCGGGCCGAGGCGGCCGUUCCUCCUCCCGGAGCCCCGAUCCCGGCCGGCUCCGCGGCUCCGGGGCGGGGCGGGCGGGGCGGGGCGGCCCGGCCCGGCCGGGGGAUCCGGCGCCGCCGGGGGAAGAGGCUGCAGGAGCGCGGCGGAGCGGAGCGGAGGCAGAGCCGUGUCCCCGAGCCCCGCGGGAGUCACCGGGCUCCGGUGCCACCGCUGCAGCCCCCAUGGAGAAAUACAAAGCUCUCGAGCAGCUGCUCACAGAACUUGAAGAUUUUCUGAGGGUACUGGACAAGGAGAACUUGAGCAGCACUGCUGUUGUGAAGAAGAGCUUCCUUUCUGACCUUCUGCGAGUCUACACCAAGUCUAGUGGUGGCGAUGAGGAAUACAUUUAUAUGAACAAAGUGACCAUCCAUAAACAGCAGGGUGACCAGGAGAAACAAGACAAAGCGCUGGAUCGGAGAAACUCCUUGACCAAUGGAGACUCAGGACUGCACUCUUCCCCUCCUCAGAAGAGCCUGCCGGACCUCCCCCCUCCAAAGAUUCCUGAAAUAAAACAACCUCCGGUCCCCAAGAUGGAUUCCCCAGAGGGAUAUUAUGAAGAGGCUGAGCCAUAUGAUGUCUCUGUAAAUGGUCUUUUUGGUAGGCUCGCUGCGGCUGGACCCAGGCCAGGGUUGCAGGUUACUGAGGGUGUUAUUUAUGCCACAAUAACAAUGGAAGAUGGUGAAGCUGUUAGCAGCUCCUAUGAAUCUUACGAUGAAGAAGAGAGCAGCAAAGGCAAGUCAGCAACCCAUCAGUGGCCAUCCACAGAGGCCACCAUUGAGCUGAUGAAGGACGCCCGCAUCUGCGCGUUCCUGUGGAGAAAGAAGUGGCUGGGACAGUGGGCAAAACAGCUGUGUGUUAUCAAGGACACCAGGUUGCUGUGCUACAAGAGCUCCAAAGACCACAGCCCUCAGCUCGACGUGAAUUUGCUGGGCUGCACUGUCAUUCACAAGGAAAAGCAAGUGAGGAAGAAAGAGCAUAAGCUGAAGAUCAUCCCCAUGAGCGCCGAUGUCAUCGUGCUGGGGCUGCAGAGUAAAGACCAGGCAGAGCAGUGGCUCAGGGUAAUCCAGGAGACCAGCGGUCUGCUGUGCGAAGGAGGCAGUGAAGGCAACCAGUAUAUCCCAGAUUCGCAGCGUCUCAGUUACCCAAAGGUGGAGGUGUCUGAGAGGUACUCUGCAGCCUCCGAGAGUGGGAGCAGCACGGAUGGCCACCCAGAGACAGCUGAGACAAAAGAUGUUAAGAAGAAGGGCACAACUGGCCUCAAACUGAGCAACCUGAUGAACCUCGGGAGGAAAAAAUCCAGCUCCCUGGAUAGCCCAGAGAGAUCCCUGGAGACUUCAAGUUACCUGAAUGUGCUAGUGAACAGCCAGUGGAAGUCCCGUUGGUGUCAGAUAAAAGAUGGUCACCUCCAUUUCUACCAGGACAAGAACCGAAGCAAACUGGCUCAGCAGCCCCUGAGUUUGGCAGGUUGUGAAAUUAUCCCAGAGCCAAGCCCUGAUCAUCUCUACUCCUUCCGCAUCCUGCACAACGGGGAAGAACGGGUCAUCCUGGAGGCAAAGUCCUCGGAGGAAAUGGGCCACUGGCUGGGCCUCCUCUUGUCAGAGUCAGGAUCGAAAACAGACCCGGAGGAAUUUACCUAUGAUUACGUGGAUGCCGACAGGGUUUCCUGCAUUGUGAGCGCUGCGAAGAACUCCUUCUUCUUAAUGCAGAGGAAGUACUCCGAGCCCAACGCCUAUAUCGACAACUUGCCGAAGGGCAGGGUGCAGCAGGAGGAGCUGUACGACGACGUGGAUCUGCCAGACCUGCCUGCGGAAGAAGUACCCAAGAGUGAGAGCAAAUUGGAGGCAGAUCAAGACAGAGUGUACCUGGAUCUCACCCCAGUGAAGUCCUUCCUACACUGUGCUGGCAAGAAGUCAUGCCAGCCUUCACCCCUCAGCUCACCAUCUCUAGAAAGGGCAGCCAACAAGGCUGCAGCAGAGACCGCAGCCGAGGCAGCCCUCGUGGCUAAGGAAGCCGAGCCCUGUAGUAAGGUGACGGAGACGUUGGAGCAGAAACACCCAGAGAAGCCAGAAGCCGAUGAGGCGCAGCCACGGAUGCCCGCUGUCAAAAUCCAGACACAGCAGCAGAACAUCGCCUUCCCCCAGCCGGCCCCCGAGGCGCCGGUGGGCGCAGGGAUGGGGGGAAGUCCCCAGCUGGUGCCCACACACCGGCCCAAGAUGCCACUGCCAGCAGCAGCAGUGGAAACCAAGCUGGGCAAGAAUAGGACAGAGGUGGAGGUGAAGCGGUUUACAGAGGAGAAGGAGCGCCUGGAGAAGGAGAAGGAUGAAAUCCGGGCUCAGCUCACCCAGCUGCGCAAGGAGAGGCGGGAGCUGAAGGAAAUGCUCGGAGGCAGCACAGACAGGAGCCUAGAGCAGAGACUGAAGGAGAUAGAAGAAGAAUGCAAAAGGAAGGAGAGCCGGAGGGUGGACCUGGAGCUGAGCCUGGUGGAGGUGAAGGAGAACUUGAAGAAGGCAGAAUCUGGCCCUGUGACGCUGGGCACGGCGGUGGACACCACGCACCUGGAGAACGCAGCCCCCCGGAUUCAGGCAAAAAGCGCCAGUCCAGCAAAUAGUGCAGAGAACUCGCCAGUCAAUUCAGCAACGGCUUUAAAAAACCGGCCUUUAUCUGUUAUGGUGACAGGGAAGGGAACAGUUCUACAGAAAGCUAAGGAAUGGGAGAAGAAGGGAGCCAGUUAGAAUCAUGUUUUUCAGAGAUGGACUAAAGACUGGAAUUGCCCAUGCAUGGCCAAGGGGCUUCAAUCAUCUGUAGGUGGAGGUUGGGUGUGCAACACAACCACACACCAAGUGCCUCUUCCACAUCGCGCCAACUGCUCAGAUGCAGCAAUGGAGUCAACAGCUGCCAAUAUGAAUUAUCCCAAGUGAUUUUGCUCUUUCCAGACAAGUCCCAGUCAUGUAGCUAAAACAAUAACAACCACUGGCAAUCCUUGCAUCAAAUUCCUAACCUGGUUGAUGUAAACAAGAAUGUGUUACUGUACAUAGGGGUGUUUUGUGUAUUUCUACUCUGAAGGUUUAUCAAUGAGUUAUUAAGGUUUCUAUAUUAGUGACAGUAGUAGGUUCAGAGGGGGCCUCUGCUUUUCUUUAUACCCUGGUGGUUUUCAACCUGUCAUGGCAAAUUGCAGUCAACUAAAGGCUCGCCUGUCUUGCUGCAAGUCAUCACUCAGCUGCAUUUCAUCCAGCCUUCAGCCAAGGGCACUACCCAUGCCUGAGCAAUGCUUGAGCCAUGAAUGAGCAGCACACAGCAGCCCGUCCAAGGGAUUUUUAAUCGGUGCUCUGAUGCACCCCAGCAAGUGCUUACUCCUACCAGCCUGCUGCAGAUUUUCCAGAGUAUUGAGGAAGAUCCCUGCUCACCUUCUUGUGUUGUAAGCUGUGUUACAGACUAGUGGCAGCAAGAGCUCUGGGCAAAGAAGAUCUGCCAAGCAGUUUCAGUCAAUUUUCUUGAAGAUCUUGGUCUACUUCACCUGAGGAGCUUGUUCUGAAAAAAAAAAAAAAAAAAAAAAUCAUAUUUGAAGGUUUGUUAAUAAUUUACCAAAGGCCCAGACCUGCUCAGCUGUUGGGUGGGGAAGCUGGAUCCUAAUCUAUCCUUCAGGGCUUGCCGUUUCCCAGGGGAGAGGAGGUAAAGUUGUCCCCAUGUUCCUGCCCCAGAUGUGAGCACCACAUUGCCGAUGCUCUCUGAUCCUCACAGAGCUGGAGUUGUACAAUCUGCUGACGGCACCCCCAUGCAAAGGGGCUGGGCUGAGCAGCCUGACCUGCAAGGCUGCACCACUGUGUCUCUCUGGUGGGCCGCUGGUGCUGUCGCCCUUACUCCCAAAUUAUUAAAAUUAAUAUAGCCUUUAGACCCUGGCAGUGUGGCCCACAAAGCCCACCCCUCUCUGCCCUAGCCAAGAUUUCUAAUGAAAGAUGUUGGACAUUUGGGACUGCUAAAGACAUUGAAAUUUGAAGGGGGGUGCAGGAGUGUCAGAAAUCCAUGCACCCUCUUCUCCUUGUAAUGUGGUGUCAUGUCUGAUGGCCUGGAGACACCUCUGCCGGCUUCCUCUGAUGGUCCUUCAGCCCUGGAGCCCAGGUUCAAAACUGGGUGGGCUGUGUUGUUCCCGGGGUCCCGCAGCUAAAGCAGUGAGCAUCACCCAGAGCCAGGGUAAAGACAGAAAAAAUGUUGUAAAUUCCUAACCCUUGAAAACCUCUGACGGGCCCUGAGAGCACCUCUGAAGGGAUGUGGCACCUUCACACAAAGGCCCAACAGCCAGCGGAGGUGCAGGGCUGUGACAGCCGGAGCUGGUGGUGGCACUGGGGUGAGUGAGGAUGUGCUGACAAGGGGCUCUGGGCUCGUUUGCCACCACCACAGAGCUGGGGUGCAACAAAGCACUUCUUAGGGUAUCCUGGAGGUAAGAAAGGUGACUUCACUCCCCUUCUUUUUUACUUUGAAAGUCUCCAUUGCACUGCAGAUGGAGGAAUUGCUAACCCCAGGCAGCAGGAGGAGUUCAUCAGCCCCAGCUGUCAGGCCUGUCCCUGUGCAAGGUUUGCACAUAGGAAAAAGUAAUGAAAAUAAACCACUGAAACUUCUGGUUCAGGACACAGGGGCCUUUUCUCUCCAAAACACAGGGAGGCUACAGACACCAUGAAGCUCUUGUUUUGACCCACGCUGAGCUGGCAGAAGACCCUCUCUACACCCUAAAUGUAUGUGUGUAGUACCACGUCCUCACCAUACGCCCCACUGUCCUCCUCCAGAAGUUGUCCAGACAUUUCACAGUGGUACUGAGACAGCGAUGGGCGAGAGACACUCUGCUUUCUCAACAUCAGCCCAGUCAGCUUCAGUCGUCCUGCUGGGGUAUCUCCAUCAGGGGAUGGUAAAUGGAGGCGAGUCCUGAGCAACACACGUCCCCCAAAAAUAAAUGUUAAGCAAUGUCUCUGUGUCCCCAUUGUUUUCCUAACUCAAGGCAUUUCCUUUGUUGUAACUGUGACCUAUAAAGUGGCGCUUUAGAGGGUUUUAUAAUAAAAUGUUGAGUAUAUUA